GGUGGCGGUUACGAAAUCAAACAGUUAUUUAAAAAAAAUAAACAACCAGGCCUAUUUAUUUAUAUAGAUCAGUGAAUUGAAAGUAAAGGCUCAAGAAAGAGUGGCAGCAGGCUAGGUUAGAACAGUAACAACAGUCUUUAAAAAGUAAUUAAUAAUUCAACGAUAUAAGAAACAGACCAUACCGGUAAUGAAUGUUGUGUAACUUGAAAUCAUAGAUCUCAAAAUGUUAACCAGAUUCACCACAUUUCCAAGAAUGGCAUAUCAGCAUUUUAAUAGUUUGACAUAUCUUCAAUCGGCAGCAAAAUGUUCAAAAAUGGCAAUGAAUACCAAAAUUACAAAACCAUGCAUUACAUUUGCAUUUGCUGAAAAGAGAUUUCUUCAGUUUUCUUCAUCUAUGCAUUUGAAUUGUACCAGGAAUUUUCACAGACCUGAAGAUGAAUAUGAUAAUCAGCCUGCACCAGCAAAAACCAUCCAAAAAAUUAAACCUCAUUCAGCAAUGGGAGUACGUUUAGCCAAUGAGAAUGGUUAUCUGUCAUGGUGUAGAAAUGCAUAUUUAAGUUGUAGUGUAGCAGUGAUGAUGACACAUCUUGGUAAUGGUAAUUUACUUCUACAUUAUGCUGCAUCAGGUGCCUUGGUAGUUAGUUUGUUAAAUCUUGUAACAGGAACUACUGGUUAUAUAGUACAGUUAUUGGCUCUAAAACACUCAGUUGGAAUGUCCAUGUUUUCAACAUUACUAAAUAUAUCAUUUGCUGUUAUUCACCUUUGUGCCUGGUUGAUUGUGAUCUUUUUGUUUCUUGCUUAUCCAGAAAAUGAAUUAGUGGUCAUUGAACUAGAGAAAAAAGACAAUGUCAGUGAUGAUUGAUUAUAAUAGAAACUAAGCCUUCUAGUAUUUCAGCAUUUUCUGUGAUAUAAAUAAUUACCACUUUCAUUUAAGAAAAUCAAAAUUGUGAUUUCAAACUAUUUAAAAAAUAAAUUUGACAUAGAAAUAUACAUGACAAAAAUCUGAAUUUUUUUCGGAAUUGUUUCCUAUGAUGUGAUUUGUUAAAACUUCAAAACUAAAUUGUUUCUGUUCACCUACCUCUAAGGAGUUUAAUAUAUUAAUACUAAUAUGAUGUUACUUAUUCAUUAAUUUUUAUCACCAAGUAAUAAAUCAUUCAUCAAUCCUC
Lottia gigantea (owl limpet) is the source of this 1166-nucleotide messenger RNA. RefSeq lists its product as hypothetical. Lineage: Eukaryota; Metazoa; Mollusca; Gastropoda; Lottiidae. The record is from RefSeq and is a predicted model, not a curated record. The transcript has 6 exons. Bases 224 to 862 code for a protein of 212 amino acids.